CGCCCGUGAAAAAUUUAAUUUUUUAGAUAGUUGCACUCUUUCCAGAGUUAUCGGAUAAACUAGAGUCCUUGUGUGAAGAACAUUUCACUUAUACAAGUGAUUAAGGUAUUAACUCGCAUUUGAUCAUGUAUUUUAGAAGUUUAUUAUUGAGAAAAUGCAUUCAAAACACAAGAAGAUGGAUUUCAAAAUUCAAAACACCAGAAAAAAGUGGAGAGAACUCCAUGGACAUCACUAAAAUUCGUAACAUUGGGAUAAUAGCUCACAUAGAUGCUGGAAAAACGACAACCACUGAGAGAAUGCUGUAUUAUUCAGGAUUCACUAAACACUUGGGUGACGUAGAUGAUGGAGAUACUGUCAUGGAUUAUAUGGAACAGGAGAGGGACAGAGGAAUCACAAUCACAUCAGCUGCCAUUACAUUAUUCUGGAAAAAACACAAGAUAAAUCUGAUUGAUACACCUGGGCAUGUUGAUUUCACAGUUGAGGUUGAAAGAGCUCUCAGAGUAUUAGAUGGAGCUGUGGCAGUUAUAGAUGGCUCUGCUGGUGUAGAAGCCCAGACUCUCACAGUUUGGAGGCAGGCAGAUCGAUACAACAUUCCUCGAAUCAUCUACAUCAACAAACUUGACAAAACUGGCGCUGAUUUAGCCCUUUCUCUUCGAUCAGUUCAAAAUAAACUAAAGGUUAAUCCUCUUGUGCUACAUCUUCCCCUCGGCAUUGAGAGAUCUUUUUAUGGAAUAAUUGACGUCGUUAAUAUGGACCAGAUAGUGUGGGAAAUGGGCAAUGAUUCUGCUGGGUUUACAUUUAAAAGGCACAAAUUAACAUCUGAGUUAGAACAUUGGGAUAUCGCUUUAAAAGCCAGAAGUGAUUUGAUUGAGGCAUUGGCAGAUAUUGAUAAUGUAAUAGCUGAUCUAGUCCUUAGUGAUAUUGACUUUAAUGAAAUAUCACCCAGAGAACUCCACGAGGCUCUUCGCAGAGUCACAAUUGCAAAAUCAGGCGUGCCUGUUUUAUGCGGUAGCUCUUUGAAAAACAAAGGUGUUCAAAUGCUAUUAGAUGCCAUAGUCAUGUACCUUCCUUCUCCCAAUGAAAGAAAAUAUGAUUUUGUGGAAUACUACAAGGAUGAACUCUGCGCCCUAGCUUUUAAAAUUAUCCAUGAUAAACAAAGGGGUGCAUUAACAUUCUUAAGGAUUUACUCUGGAGCUGUAAGCACGGGAUCUUCUAUAUACAAUGUGAAUCAGGAAUGUUCAGAAAAGUUUAGCAGACUUAUUCAAGUCUAUGCUGAUUCGUAUAAAGAUGUAACCAGUGUUACAGAAGGAAAUAUUGUUGCAGUAACUGGCUUAAAGAAGACUAAAACGGGUGAUACAAUUACGACAAAUCUCACUGCUGCUAAUCGUGCCAAAAAACUUUUUGCAAAAGACAAAUCUCAUGAUAACGAUGAAUCACCUCUCCUGACUGCAGUAGCCAUCCCAGAUCCAGUCUUUUUUUGUUCAAUAGAACCACCAUCCUUAUCUAAACAAAAAGACUUGGAUUUUGCUCUUGAGUGUUUGCAGCGUGAAGAUCCAAGCUUUCACGUCUCAAUAAACCCCGAUUCUGGACAAACUAUAUUAUCUGGAAUGGGAGAGCUGCAUCUUGAAAUUAUACAUGAUCGUCUCCGCAAGGAAUAUAAAGUGGAUGCUUAUCUUGGUCCAAUGCAAAUUGCAUACAGAGAAACAAUUCUGGAAUCGGUUGAAGAGUCGGCCAUCUUGGAUGUGACCUUGGGUGAUAAGAGACACCUAGUUGAGAUGACCCUAACUAUAUAUCCAGCUGAAAACCAAGGGGUGCCGAAACAUGUCAUUGUUGUUCCCAGUCAGGAUAAUCAGUUAGAACGAAUCAAACGUCAUCACUUGAAGGCCAUUGAAAAUGGGGUACAGUCUGCUCUGGCACAAGGACCUAUCCUUGGGUAUCAGGUGACAGACGUAGAAGUGGAGCUGCAUAGAUUUAGCAUUGGUCAUGGUACGUCACUUCCUAUGGUGUCAGCUUGCGCCUCUCAGUGCGUACAGAAAGCCCUGGGCCGUGGCUCUAGUGUGCUGCUACAGCCAAUGAUGGCCAUCGAGAUAAAUACUGAUGAACAAAGAUUGAGCUCUAUAUUAGGUGAUCUCUCAAGACGUAACGGCCAAAUAGGUGAGAUCCAAGCACGUGGUGAUACGAGAGUUGUUCUAUGCAAGGCACCUCUGAGCAAUCUAUUGGGCUACUCCACUGAUCUUAGAACAAUUACAUCUGGAACUGCAACAUUCUCAUUAGAGCUUGCAAAUUAUGAACAACUGGACGCUCAUGAACAGCAAAAUGUGAUUGAAAAAAUGAGUGGCGUUGGAAGACAUUGAAAUGAUGUCAACAAUGUCCAAAUUAAAACAGGUUUAAAUUUAUUCAUAAUUUGGUAUUGAAAUCAUAUUCUGUAAAGAACUCUUGGUUCACAAGGUUUCAAACUUCACCCAUCAUAGGUUCCCACGCUCAAUCAUUAUGUUUUUUUUAGGACAGGUUCGAAGUUGAUGAAGUUGACUUCACCUUGAUAAUUUAAGAAUGAUUCCAUAUUGACUUAGUGGACAAAACAAAAUGCUUUUAGUAUUUUUAAAGUAAAUGUAUCAUAUCUCUAAACUUUGUCACAAUUAAGUAAGAUGAACAUCAGUUCACUGGAUCUUUCCAUAGAAACUUCAUGGAAUGCCCUACAAUGAGAAUUUAUAAGCGUGACUGCUGGUGAUCCAUUAAAUCUUAAAAUUAGGAGUUAUUGGGAAAUUGCUUUGUGGAAUUGCUUUGUGGAAUACUGAACAAUUCAUGUUAAAAUAUAAUAAAAGAAAAGGUUGAUUGAACC
This is a messenger RNA of Owenia fusiformis, 2839 nucleotides long. Lineage: Eukaryota; Metazoa; Annelida; Polychaeta; Sabellida; Oweniidae. The record is from the annotation of a GenBank genome assembly.